AUGGACGACAUAAAAAAUGAAUUCGGCAUAGAUGUUUCUUACAUGCUGGUCUGGAGAGCUAGAGAAAAGGCUAUGAAUGAUUUGAGGGGGGAUCCAGCUGCUUCAUACAAGAAAUUGCCGCCAUAUGUCUAUAUCCUAGAUAAAACAUAUCUUGGAUCACAUGUUAAAAUGCAUAAAUCAUGUGAAAAUGAGUUCCUGUAUUUCUUUGUAGCACUCAAAGCAUUCAUAAAGGGAUUCGAGCGUUGUAGACCAAUAGUGGUAGUGGAUGGUGCACACCUUAAAAACACGUAUAAUGGUACAUUCGUAUCCGCAAGUACUUUGGAUGGUGCAGCAUACACACAAGAUGAGUUUGAUAAACUGAUGGAAAAGAUUGAGAAUGUUGAUAUACGGGUAAAGGAAUAUUUGGAUGAUGCUGGAAGGGAGAAAUGGGCUCAUCUAUAUUCACCUGUUAACAGAGGUUGGACGAUGACUUCGAAUAUAGAGGAAUGUAUUAAUGGAAAACUAGUAGCGGCAAGAGAGUUGCCUGUUUUUGAUUUCCUUGAAGAAGUUAGGAGGAUGUUUGGGAGAUGGAAUUGCACAAAUAAGAAAAAUGGUACAUACACAUUCUCAACACUUUCAAGACGAUACCAGGAAAUUCUCUCAAUGAAUGAGUAUAAAUCGUUACGUAUGAGGGUUGAAGAAUCAACUGAAUAUGUUUAUACGGUUAAUGAUGGACCGAGACGUUUCAUAAUUGAUUUGAAGAGGAAGACUUGUAGUUGCCGGAUGUUCCAAAUGGACAAAAUACCAUGUUCACAUGCCUGGGCUGUCUUAAAGAGUAAAAAUCUAACGGCUGAUGCAUAUUGUUCAGAAUUAUUCAAGCCAAAUACAGUGGUGAAUACGUAUGAUGUUCUGGUUGAUCCACUUCCUGACGAGAGUGAGUGGAAUGUUCCAACACACAUAUUGGAGGAGGUUGUUCUGCCACCGAGAUACAAGAGACCUCCUGGUAGGCCAGAAAAGAAGAGGGAUAAUCCAUUAAUGGAGCUGAUGAUUGGUAAACGUAGGAAUGCUUGUAGUACAUGUGGACGUCUUGGUCAUAACAGGCGUUCGUGUGGUAAUCAGCCCCUUAAGAAGAAGAAAUAA
Messenger RNA from Lycium barbarum (goji berry), 1119 nucleotides. RefSeq lists its product as uncharacterized. Gene Ontology annotation, molecular function: zinc ion binding; nucleic acid binding. NCBI's taxonomy places the organism in Eukaryota, Viridiplantae, Streptophyta, Magnoliopsida, Solanales, Solanaceae. The coding region runs from base 1 to 1119 and encodes 372 amino acids. The transcript is spliced from 3 exons. The record is from RefSeq and is a predicted model, not a curated record.